Bufo gargarizans (Asiatic toad) is the source of this 629-nucleotide messenger RNA. RefSeq lists its product as uncharacterized. The transcript is spliced from 3 exons. Bases 21 to 629 code for a protein of 202 amino acids. Lineage: Eukaryota; Metazoa; Chordata; Amphibia; Anura; Bufonidae. The record is from RefSeq and is a predicted model, not a curated record.
GCGUCUUUAUCCUGCAGCUCAUGUUAGAGAGGGACUACGACCGCACCCGGGUCCACGCAGAGAAGCAGUCCAUUGUGUGGGAGAUCCGUUCUGAGCUCAAGAGGAAGUUUAAGGGCAAGCACCCUAGGAUGGCCAUAUUAAAAAAAUUGUCGGAUUUGAAGAGGAGGAAUUUAGAGCGGAUCAGAGAGAUCCGUGACAGAAAAUGCCCAGAGGUUCCACUUCCCUCAGUCCGUCGCAGGUCGUGGACAGGCGAGAUAAAGGUGGUGUCCAGCGAGGAGGAGGAGGGAGACCAGGCCGGACCCUCCCAGCAAGAGCCUGAGGCACCAACAACACUACCUGAAGUGGGUGAGGAGGUGGAGGUUGCAGAGUCUGGUCCCUCCCAGAAGCCAGAUUCCACACACCCGGCUCCUGAUGAGGAGGAGGAGGUUGUCACAAGCCCCCGCCAGAAGGUACUAAUUCAAUUGCAAAAAAAAAUUGCCCAACUGCAAGCCCAACACGAUGCAGGCAUGCAGGACAUGCGGAGAUGGCUGCAGGACAUGCGGAGGCAGCUGCGGAAGAUGGAGGUGCUGCAUGGAAAAAAAAUGAAGGAAAUUUCAGACCUCCAUGAAGUGUUAAAAAAGUUGCCUUAG